UAGCUAUAGCUAGGAAAUACGUACAUCAUGGAUUCGCACUAGCUUUCUUGUCGACCACAACCACGUGGUCCAGACCAAUUUAGACUAAAAUGGAUAUGGAAAGCUCUCCAGAAGAAUGGCAGGAAACAAUCAAGUCAAUGUUGAAUGGGAUCAAUAGGUACAAUCCUGAAAUCAUCGAAACGCUUGAGCAAUACGUUCAGUAUCAAGUGGGUACAAGCACGUAUAAUUUUGAGCCCAAUCUUGUGCUGAUGAAGCUCUACCAAUUCAUACCAGCUAAAAGUAAUGUCGACGUUGCAGUCAAGAUUAUGCUUAAGGCAAUUGUGGUCCUUCCAAAGCCCGACUUUGUUCUACUCCGAUGUGUGCUGUCCGAGCCAUUGCAAUCAGAAGAGAAGAUAAUCAAGAUCCUUGAGUUAUACUCUGUGCUCGAGUGUUGCCAGUUCAAGAAGUUCUGGGAGGACCUUAGCGAGAACAAGGAGGUGGCAGAGAGUGUGCCUGACUUUGAAAGGGCAAUCAGAGAUUAUAUUUGCAGUGUGAUCAAGGUGAGCUACCAGAACAUUAAUCUGACGCUGCUCUCCGAAUACUUGGCCUUGGAGGGGGGUGCUCUAUUGGAGACCGUCAGUAAAGAAGGCUGGAUUGUCACGGGAGAGCAGGUGCAGAUACAGAACCAGGAGACCACCAUCAAAUCCAAGAAGAUUCUCGCCAAGAUUGAAUUUGAUAGUGUAUCAGGAAUAUUGGCUUCUGCAGCAGCACGAUAAGAGUGCUAGAUCAUUCAAGACUGUGUGUAUAACUUAGGACAUCGUUGAAUGAUACACUUGAUCACACAUUUUUUUUCAAUAGUGCAAUGUCAUGCAAACACAUUAAUAUGUACUGUUCA
Halichondria panicea is the source of this 874-nucleotide messenger RNA. Its product is annotated as eukaryotic translation initiation factor 3 subunit K-like. Gene Ontology annotation, molecular function: translation initiation factor activity; ribosome binding. Gene Ontology annotation, cellular component: eukaryotic translation initiation factor 3 complex; cytoplasm. The coding region runs from base 90 to 755 and encodes 221 amino acids. Gene Ontology annotation, biological process: regulation of translational initiation. The transcript is spliced from 5 exons. Lineage: Eukaryota; Metazoa; Porifera; Demospongiae; Suberitida; Halichondriidae. The record is from RefSeq and is a predicted model, not a curated record.